CGUCACUUCGUAAGGCUCUUGAAUUUUUUGUAAUUUUUUUUUGCGUUUUCAGAUUCUAGGUUCUAGGGUUUUAUUCCCUUCCCUCCGCUCCCUGAGCUUGAGCUGAGCUUUUCCGGGAUUUCUAAAGCGGAAAAUUGAACACCUCCAUUUGCAUCUUCAGGGAGAUAACUCUUUUGAGUAGAAAUGAGUGCUACAGCUCACAGGACUCCUAAAACAGGGAGGCAAUCUCUUCUCUUUCAAGAUCUAGCUUCUCCUGUUUCAGCACGCAGAGGGAAAUUCUCGAGCCCUGGCCAAGCAGCUGCGGUUUCUGCACUAUGGCGUGAAAAUUUCGGAGGAUCGGAUCUGCCACCACCUCCAAUGUAUACAUUAGAUGACCGGUCUGAUUUCUCUCCUGAGUCGGGCAUUGCAGACUACUCGGUGUCUCCAGAUGUCAAGUCUGACAGAAGAACGCCUUUCCAGAGCUCUGGAAAAAACGUUGUAACUCCUGGUAAAGGGAAGUUAGAAGCAAGCACGUCUUUUUCUCUACUGAGUGCACAACAGAGUAGUCAGCAAGUUUCAGGGAGUCCAAGUUGGUGGUCGCAGUCAAAGGCGGGUAGUAGUAGUACUGAGCAGGAUGAUAAAGGGAAUGGAUCUCCUGUAGAAGGAGUGAUUCAGCCAGGUGCAUUGGUUACUCUUCCUCCGCCGAGAGAAGUUGCUAGGCCAGAGGUUCAGAGGCAGGUUAUACCCACAGGAAACCUUGAAGAGGAAGAGUGGGUCACUGUCUAUGGAUUCUCUCCAGGUGACACAAAUUUGGUACUACGAGAGUUUGAAAAGUGCGGUAUGAUCUUGAAACAUAUUCCUGGUCCAAGGAAUGCCAAUUGGAUGCACAUCCUCUACCAGAAUCGGUCUGAUGCACAGAAGGCGCUGAACAAAGCUGGGAUGAUGAUAAACGGAGUGGUAAUAGUAGGAGUAAAGCCAGUAGACCCGAUACAGAGGCAAGCGUUAAACGAAAGACUCAACAACCAAGGAUUCAUGCCUUUACCUCCACCAUCAACCACUAGGGACUCUGAGUUUAAUACAGCGAAGGCCUCUUCUCGUCCUCACUACUUGCAAAACGGAAGCGCUUUCUCACCUCAACCAAGUGGUGGCGCCAUGGCCACUCCAUCAAAGUCGAUGGUCUCAAAAUUCUUUGACUUGAUGUUCGGCGUUUAAAGCUUCUUCGAAAUUAGCAUUCCCCGAGUGGUUCUUCUAUACACAAGAUAAUGUGAAGUUUUGUGAGCAAGAGUGGGUUAAGUAAAUUCAGAUUGUGAUCAAAAUUUAAAUUGUAAGAGGUGUUUCCAAAUUGUCUUUUGUAUUGACUGUUGACUAAAAUUGGUAUAAAUCUGAUUAUAAAAGAUAUCACAUUGGCUA
Eutrema salsugineum is the source of this 1389-nucleotide messenger RNA. RefSeq names its product nuclear pore complex protein NUP35. The transcript is spliced from 4 exons. The record is from RefSeq and is a predicted model, not a curated record. The coding region runs from base 184 to 1191 and encodes 335 amino acids. Gene Ontology annotation, molecular function: structural constituent of nuclear pore; single-stranded DNA binding; phospholipid binding. Gene Ontology annotation, cellular component: nuclear pore nuclear basket; nuclear pore central transport channel; nuclear membrane. Gene Ontology annotation, biological process: nuclear pore organization; NLS-bearing protein import into nucleus; regulation of DNA-templated transcription. Lineage: Eukaryota; Viridiplantae; Streptophyta; Magnoliopsida; Brassicales; Brassicaceae.